Spodoptera littoralis (African cotton leafworm) is the source of this 2319-nucleotide messenger RNA. The record is from the annotation of a GenBank genome assembly. Lineage: Eukaryota; Metazoa; Arthropoda; Insecta; Lepidoptera; Noctuidae.
AUGUUGCGGACUCUGACUAUUAACCUUUUUAUAAAAUGCCGGCGCCCUAAGAUUGCUGAUUCAUUUAUUAGUAAACAGUGCCGAGGCACGUCUACUUCAUUUGAUAUUGGUCCUCAAACAGUCCAGCCACCUAAAAUAGUUAAGGCAAUGGCUGAUGAUAAAUCCCACUUCCUGUUGCCCAACAACCAAAGAUUUGUGGAGCUGGACAGUUCUCAAGCAUUUAAUAAAUUAACAGACAAUGAAAAACUGUAUGCACACUACUUGAGUCAGGCAGCAUGGAAUGGCGGUCUUAUUGUUCUUAUGCAGACAAGCCCGGAGUCUCCGAAGAUCUUUUCUUUGUUGCACAGGAUUUUCUCCAUGGAAUCAGUACAGUCACUUAGGGAAGCAGCCAAUGAACAGGGUGUUAACAAUGAUGAUUUUCAAGCAUUUUUAGUGUAUGCUGGUGGUAUUUUUGCCAACAGCGGUAACUACAAGGGUUUUGGUGAUACCAAGUUCAUUCCGAAUUUAUCUCCCACCUCUUUUGAGCUGAUUGUAAGGGGUUCGAAAGCCUUCGACGAUGAUACCCAACAUAUGAUGAAGCUUUGGCAACAAUGCGAGAACUUUAUUUAUAGCAUUGCCCCGAGACUCACUCGUCUCGGUUUGGCUGAUAAGGGUGUAACCACCUACUUCUCCUGUAACUGCACUGAAGAAGAUUCCAACUUAGUCAAUGAUUGGAUGAAAACUAAACGCAUUGAAGCAUACAUUUGUCGUACAUUCAAGACUAAGGCGGAAGAUGGCUUACCCCUAUACACAAUCCGAUUGGCUAGUGUGGAAACUUCACCAAAACCAUCUCUAACGAUGGCUCCUGAGAAGUACAAAGGUGCCUACUUCCAAGUAACUCGUGGUGACUACUCUCCACUCCUGAAGCUUGUGAACGAGAACCUGAUUAAGGCUAAGGAGUAUGCUGCCAAUGACAAUGAGAGGAACAUGCUGGAACAUUAUGUCAAUAGCUUCAGAGAAGGGGAUCUGAGCGAGCAUAAGGAGGGCAGCCGAUACUGGAUCAAGGAUAAGGGACCAAUUAUUGAAACAUAUCAAGGGUUUAUUGAAACAUACCGUGACCCUAGCGGUCAGCGCGGUGAGUUCGAAGGUUUCGUCGCCAUGGUGAACAAGGAAAUGUCCAAGAAGUUCGGAGAUCUCGUGGACGGAGCCGAGCGGUUCAUCAAGUUCCUCCCUUGGGGCGAAGAUCUUGAGAAAGACCACUUCCUAAGACCUGAUUUCACCAGUUUAGAUGUUCUUACUUUCUCUGGAAGUGGAAUCCCUGCUGGAAUUAACAUUCCUAAUUACGAUGAGAUUCGCCAAAACGAAGGCUUCAAGAACGUGUCCCUUGGCAACGUGAUCCCGGCUGCGUACAAGGAAUCCGUCAUUCCUUUCCUCUCAGAAAAAGACAAGGAAUUAUUGGAGAAAUACAGGGUUGCAUCAUUUGAAGUACAAGUUGGAUUGCACGAGUUGCUCGGCCAUGGCAGUGGUAAGCUGUUGAUGCAGAAUGCUGACGGUAGCUUCAACUUCGAAAAGGACUCCGUUAUCAACCCUCUUACUGGCAAACAGAUCGAGUCGUGGUACUCUCCUGGCGAAACCUACGACAGCAAGUUCACGACCCUCGGCUCUGCUUUCGAAGAGUGCCGCGCUGAAGCCGUCGGUCUCUAUCUAUCGCUGGUACCUGAGAUACUCAAAGUCUUCGGCUACGAGGGUCAGGAAGCGCAAGACGUGACGUACGUGAACUGGCUGAGUCUGCUGUGGAACGGCGCCGCUAAGGCCACCGAGAUGUACCAACCAAACACCAAGACUUGGCUGCAGGCGCACGCCCGUGCCCGCUUUGUGUUGAUGCGUCUGUUGGAGCUGGAGGGCGAGGGCAUGCUCACCAUCACGGAGUCGGAACCUGGGAAGAAUCUGCUCCUCACUCUGCAACGGGAACAUCUUGCUACUCGCGGCAAGAAAAUUAUUGGGGACUUCCUGGUGAAACUGCAAACUAUCAAGGCUACAGGAGACGUGGAAGCUGGAGAAAAACUGUUCGACAAGUACAGUCGGCUGGACGAGCCGUGGAACCGUUGGCGCGAUAUUGUCCUGAUGCACAAACAGCCACGCAAUAUCUUUGUGCAGCCUAAUACUAUUGUUGGCGAGGGUAAACAAGUAGAGCUGAAGCGCUACCCAGCCACUGCAGAAGGUAUGAUCGCGUCCUGGGUGGAACGCUUCCCCACCACCGACGUGGAUGAAUUCCUGGAAGAACUGACUGAGAAGGACAGCUCACACUUCCGGGACCUGAAGGCCGUCGCCACCAUGUAA